UGUGUGGUACACAAGCACGAUGGGACUUUCCAUUGUCUUAUCAUUGUUAAUUAUAGGUAUUUGUUCGGAAGUUCUUGGGAAUGGCAUAGGCAAUCGUUACUUUUUGGAGAAACAGCGUUUUUUGCUGGAAAUUUUGCAUCAUGUACACGAGCCUCUGAUGAACCAACAAUGGCGAUCACUGGGAGAGCACUUGGUAACCGAUAAGGAGCAGUAUGUGGUCUACAACGAUCACAUGACCGAGUUUUAUAAGGCCUUCAAUUUGGGAAAACUGUUAAAUCACAAUGUAUACUACAAUCCACUUAAUGCCGACCAUUUUCAACAGACGCUGGGACUUUAUCACUUUUUCUACAACACAAGAGACUGGUAUACCUUAUGGCAAAACAUUUGCUGGGCAAGAGUUCACCUUAAUCCAGGAAUUUUUGUUCAAGCUCUGACGCAAGUUAUCCUCAAAAGGGAGGACUAUCAGGCGCUUAUUAUGCCCAAGGUCUACGAAUUGUGGCCAGAAACGUAUCACGAUGACAUAACGCUAGCAAAGGCAAGGAACUUCAACUUUGCCAACUGGGUAAGAUACGAGAACACAAGUGAUAUUGAGGAAAUCCAUCCGCAGAAAAUGGAACCAUCAAGCUUGGAAGGUGAUCUGCGAAAUUCGCUUGAAUGGUUUCAGGCCAUGGCCGAUGUAAAUAUCCUGAGAAUGCAUCAGCAGAAAGGGGAGAACAAACUACAGCACUUGUUGGAGGACAUUGGUUGGCAGUCUUAUUGGUAUAAUCUGAACAUGGGUAUUGCUUUGACUGCGGAAAAGUCAGAUCAGUUGCAGGAAUGGUGCUACUAUCAAUUGAGCCAAAUUCUAGCACGUUAUAAAAUGGAACGCUAUGCGCAGAAGCUGUCCUAUAAGCAGUUAAAGCCAGCACGGAAUAUACAAAAACAUAAUCAUAGAUUUAAGGAAAGCUCUUUAAAAACUACGCAAAUCAUUAUGGAUUAUCUUGAUGAAUUCGAGGCCAAAGUUAGUGACGCUAUUUCAUUUAGAAGUCUUCAGCUAACUAAUGGCAGUAAUAUUGAUCUGGCAGAGAACGAAAAUUGGCUAACUGGACUAAGAGAACUGUUCCCAUACGAUUGGACACAACUUACCAUAGAAGAACCGAUGCAACCUGAGCUUUUGCUGGACAUUCGGACUUCUCUGAGGUCAGAAGACUUUUAUUAUUAUGCCGAGCGAUUUUUGCACUCAUAUCGUUGGUAUCGUACUGUGUUCCAACCCCCUAAUCAGAAAGCGUUCAUUCCCAGUGACCUUCGCAUCGAUGAUGUGCAAAUAAGUCCCCUGAUCACCUACGAUCAGCCAGUUGAUGUAGAUCUCAGUAAUAUCCUGCAUGCCAGGCAUUUCUACUUAGCAGGACAGUUUGUGUGGCCUUUUACCCUGCAACAACGACAGUUUCGCCUGCAGCACCAGGAUUUUAACUACAGCCUACAAGUAUCAAGCAACAAAACCCAAUCUACAAUUUUCAGAAUUUUUCUGACCACUCCAGGACAAGGAUCACUUCAAAGAGAGCCCUUUUAUCAGCUGGACUCGUUUCUCACUGUAAUAUAUCCAGGAGUCAACAGGAUUACGAGGAAUUCGAAAGAGUUUGGAGGCCUGAUUGGUGAUCACAUCUCGUACACUGAACUCCAUCAGUUCGUAAAGCUGGCAGAGAGGGAGGAAUACGACUUUCCCUUGAAUAUUUCCACUUCGAAUUGUGGAUUUCCUAGACGUCUGCUUCUACCGCGGGGAGGUUCAGGAAAUCCCCUGAAGAUACGACUUCUCAUCGUGGCCACCGUCUACGACUUCAAGGCUCGACAGGGCAACGAACUUAACUGCGACUUCACCAAGGGUAUCAGUCGAUGGGAUGAUUUACCCCUGGCUUAUCCCUUCGAACGCAUUCUGGAAGACGAUAACCAAGCUGUGGAGACCUCUGGUGACCAUGUCUACUGGAAAGAUGUAAAUAUCCUGCAUGAGAACUAUCAACCAUAAUAAAUGUAGACGUCCAAAGUAUAUAUGUUAUCUUUGAGUUAAACUUCUUACACAAAAUAUAAAUAAUUCCUUACAUAUUUUGUUAACUUAUCACAUUCGUAUAUUUUUUGUAUUUUGUAAUUUCACAACUGGAUGAAAUAAUAGAGACCUAAAGGUUUUUAUUAAACAAAAAAGUAUAGGAAACAUAUUUUUAAACUUUGUGGGACAGAUUUACUAUGUUAAUUCUGUUUGUAAUAUCUCUUUAUUAACGUCUAUCACCUAUCGAACAUAUUUUAAACAUUGUGGGAUAGAUUUACUAUGUUAAUUCUGUUUGUAAUAUCUCUUUAUUAACGUCUAUCACCUAUCGAACCUCGUAGGAAACCUCUUGGGCAACUCCAUAAAUAAACUUCAAUUUCAGUUAACCGUUUUCCUGUCUAUCCCCUUCCUAAUCCUAACAAAUAAACCCUUUAACGGAUAGUGACGCCAAAUUUGGGUAAUUACAAGGCAUGGAGGAAAUAUUAAGAAGACGGGCCACUCCACAUGGGGCCUUAGAACCCCAGAGCCACAGUCCCAACAUGUAUACAAUAUUAAUCAAAAUCACACUGGAAAAAA
Messenger RNA from Drosophila biarmipes, 2590 nucleotides. RefSeq names its product larval serum protein 1 gamma chain. Lineage: Eukaryota; Metazoa; Arthropoda; Insecta; Diptera; Drosophilidae. Bases 20 to 1999 code for a protein of 659 amino acids. The transcript is spliced from 3 exons. The record is from RefSeq and is a predicted model, not a curated record.